This is a messenger RNA of Cucumis sativus (cucumber), 2736 nucleotides long. Its product is annotated as cysteine-rich receptor-like protein kinase 42. The transcript is spliced from 6 exons. The record is from RefSeq and is a predicted model, not a curated record. Bases 124 to 2097 code for a protein of 657 amino acids. Gene Ontology annotation, biological process: protein phosphorylation. Gene Ontology annotation, molecular function: ATP binding; protein kinase activity. Lineage: Eukaryota; Viridiplantae; Streptophyta; Magnoliopsida; Cucurbitales; Cucurbitaceae.
AGAAGCUUUCACAUUCUCAAAUUUAUUCUCUUUUUUUUUUUAUAUAUAUAUAGCUUUCAAAUUAUUAAAUAUUAAGUUUCAAGAAUCUCCGGCCAUGGCGGCAAACUCUACACACUAAAAACCAUGGCUUCCACUUUCACCCAUUUCUAUGGAGUUCCCUUCUUCUUCUUCUUCUUCUUCUUCUUCUUCUCUGUUUCUCUCUCAGAUCCCCGAAUAUCCCAAUCCGGAAGUAUCUGUGGAACUCUCAAGCCUCCACCUUCAUCCAGAUUUAUCCCAACCUUCAUCGAAGAAAUGGAAGCCAUAUCCGAGCUUCUCACUACUCGCUCUUGGACAACUCACUUCGUCAAUUCCACUCCACCGAUGUUCGCAUUAUCUCAAUGCUUCAACGAUCUCUCUCACACCGAUUGCCUUCUCUGCUACGCUGCCAGCCGUACCUCCCUUCCCCGUUGUCUCCCUGCCAUCUCCGCUCGGAUCUUCCUUGAUGGUUGCUUCCUCCGGUAUGAUAAUUACAGCUUCUAUAAAGAAUCCACUGAUUCGGUUAGGGAUUCGGUGAAUUGCACCUCGGAACUGGGGGAAAUCGAUCAAUCUGAGAGGUUAGUGUUCGGGGAGAAUGUUAGGGUUGUUGUUGAGACUGUGACGACGAAGGCUAUGGAGAAGGGUGGAUUUGGGAUGGGGGAAGUUAGUGGGAUGUUUGGUUUGGCGCAGUGUUGGGGGAGUGUUGAACCUGAGGGAUGCAGGGCUUGCUUGGAGAAGGCGAAGAGGAGUAUUGGGAGUUGUUUGCCGAGUAAAGAAGGAAGGGCUAUGAAUGCUGGGUGUUAUUUGAGAUAUUCAACUGUGAAAUUCUAUAAUGAUAAGGAUGAAGAUCGGGAUCAUGAUGGAUUUUCUGGAAGAAGAGCUGUAGUUACCAUUGCCUUAGCUUCAGCUGCCUCCUUGAUCAUCUUCUUUUCAGCUGUGUUUGCGUGUUAUACAAGAAUUUCAAAGUUCAAGAAAGAAAAGAAAAGGCAAUCCCUCAUUCCAGUUUCGCUUAAGGAUUCCGAUUUGAACUUCAAGUAUGAAACACUUGAAAAGGCAACUAAUUACUUCAACCUAUCAAAUAAGAUAGGCCAAGGUGGAGCUGGUUCUGUAUAUAAAGGGACUCUUCCAAAUGGGCAGAUUGUUGCUGUGAAGAGAUUGGUUUUCCAUACAAGGCAAUGGGUUGAUGAGUUCUUCAAUGAGGUGAAUUUGAUCCGCGGAAUCCAACACAAAAACCUUGUUGCUCUUUUGGGUUGCAGCAUUGAAGGGCCUGAAAGUCUGCUCGUCUACGAGUUUGUUUCGAACGGGAGCCUUGAUCAUUUCAUUUUCGAUAAGAACAAGGCUCAGAUUCUAAGCUGGAAGCAGCGUUUUAAUAUUAUAGUGGGAACAGCUGAGGGGCUUGCACAUCUUCAUGAAGGUUGUAAAAUAAGAAUAAUCCAUAGAGACAUAAAGAGUAGCAAUGUUCUACUGGAUGAAAAUUUCAACCCAAAGAUAGCGGAUUUUGGCCUCGCUCGGCAUUUUGGAGCCGAUCAGUCUCAUCUUAGCACAGGAAUUGCUGGAACACUAGGUUACAUGGCUCCUGAAUAUCUUGUUCGAGGACAACUUACAGAAAAAGCAGAUGUUUAUAGUUUCGGGGUGUUGAUACUCGAGAUAGUCUGCGGUAGAAGAAACAGUUCCUUUACUGAGAACUCCACCCCACUCCUCCAAACAGUUUGGGAUCUGUACAAAACAGAAAGAUUAACCGAAGCCAUUGACACAAGCCUGAACAAGGAUUACCCUGCAAAAGAAGCCAUGGAUAUUCUACAAAUAGGACUUUUAUGCACACAAGCUCUAGCUUCUUUGAGACCGUCAAUGGCAACGAUAGUGAAACUGUUAACAAGUGAUGUAGAACGGAAGGUUGGCAUCCCAGAACAACCUCCAUUUCUGAAUCCUUGUGGAACUUCAAAAAGGUCUUGCAGGAUUAGCAGCUUGGUAUCUCAUGCAGUUUCCAAACUUGAAGUUUCUUCUUGCACAUCAACAGAUUCAGGUUUCUCUUCUAACUUGCCUUCAAGAAGUGGAGAUUUUGCUGAACUGAAUUCAAAUUGAACUUUGAAUUCUCUUGAUAAACUAUAUACCAACACUCACAGAGACCAAUUCUUUUUGUAACAUAUCCAAAAAAAUUCCUUGGUUCGAGCUGAAGUAGCAACCUCACCCGGUUCUUAUCGAAUCAACCACAAUCUGUUUGCAUUCGUGAAGAUCCCAAGAAAACGUCUUCUACUUCUACUACACUCAGCAAUCAAAGUAUCUGUUUUUUCCCUCAAGUUCGAGCUAUGGUUUGACUGAAAUGCUCAUAGUCCAGCAGUUAAAAUAUCUACUCCUCUCGACACGUUCAUAGUCGGGUAGUUAAAGUAUAGACUCCUUUCUCGAGGUCGAAUCUACUCACUUUUACUCCUUUCUUGAGGUAAAAAUUCAUGCCUCUACAUUUUGUUGGCUCACAAAAGAAAUGGAGGGUAAGAAGAAAAAAAAGGUUACCCAAAUGAGGAACUAUGAGUAGCUCUUUAAAUUUUCUAUUUACUGAAAUUCUUUGAAGAUCAAAUCAAAAUUGUACCAUUAGUUUAUGAAAGAAGGAGACCGGUUUUUUUCCCCAACAGUUUGGGAUCAACUUGACUUCACUUGACAAUACCAAAUCCAAUUGUAAUCAAAAGUUUCAAUAUUGGAAAACUAAUGCCUUCAAACUUUGGCAUA